GUGGGGCUCAGUCUGGGUCAGUAGAGUGCCGGACUCGAAUGUGUCAUCAGGUCAAUGUGCUAUACAUUAAAAUCAAGACGUUAUGAAUUCAAAACUAUCAAGAAUUUUGUUCAUUUUCAUUGCCGUUUCUCAUAUCUCGAGAAAUGUAGCUGUCGUUCAUCAUCCACAAACAUAUUCAUCAACAGAUUCGUCUUCAGUUGAUUUGGGACCAGAACCUCCUGAAGGCUAUUAUGCUUUUAUUGAAGCUCCAAGAAUGGAACCACCUCAAGUCCGUUCUCCACCUUAUUUCAAAUCUACCAAAUUGUGUCCAGGGGUCAACAAGAGUCCGACAGCAAAAACAUUGAACAAUUUAUGCGGAGAUCUCAAUAAAGGAUUCUUGCCUGUAAACCCAAUGAAACAAAAUGUUUUAGGAUCACCAUACCCAUUCGACCUUAUGAAAAAUAAAACAUUGGAGUUCUUCAGCAGAACGUUACCUAUACUUAAAGCUGACGAAACUAUACCAAAAGUAGCAAAAUAUGUGCCACCUGAUUCGUAUUAUCAAAGUAGUACAACCCAGAAAUACUUACAAGGGAAACCUUUUCGACGAAGAGCUAAAAAUAAUAAUCAAGUUUCUCUUGAUGACGUAAACAUGGAUGACGAUGAUGAAAUUCCUAUAUCUUCUCAAAAUACAACUAGACAUUCGAGAAAAUUUUGUGAUAGUAGCAAUGGAGUAUUUUGUAUGUUGUACAAAGCAAUACAAGGACAAGCAUUGUCUGGGCUGAUGGCACAACGACGUACAGAACAAUUAGAAUAUAGAACUCGUGAUCCGGCACAUACUUCUGCAGGUAGCUCUAUGGAUGGGCCACCUACUCCCUGUCCGGCUAAAGUAGAAUAUGCUACACCAGUGUUUGCACGUAACUACCAGGGUAUGUGGCGAUAUGUGGUACAAAUACCAUACGAAGGAUAUUUUACCCAAACUGUCGAGGUUACAAAGUGCACUCAAAGCAAAUGUCACUACAUAGAUGGAGGAUGUUUAUCUUCGCCGAGAUGGGUGAGCCUGUUAGUUGCAGAGGUUUAUUAUCCAGAUACGUACUUGCCGUCUGUUUCAAAUAAUCGACGAUUGCCAGUAUCUCCUUCUCCACAAGGUAUAUAUAAGACAAAAGCACAAGGGGAUGAUCCACCUCCAGUUCAAGACUUUCAAAAUUACCAACAGUAUUUACAUAAACGAGCUACUCAAGGUUCAGCAGAUACAUUGCCAUCACAAUCUUCGACUUCAUCAAAGAAAAAACCACCUUGUGAUGGUGUUGACGAGCUUGGAUGUUUUCAGGUGAGACUGUACUAUGACUGGUUUUUAAUUCCGGGUAGUUGUAAAUGUUGGAGGCCAGACUAUUUUUCAAGAUAUGUAAAAAGAAAAUCAUCAUCACCUGAAUUGUAAAAUAGUUUGAUUUAAAUUAUUAAUGUAAAUAUAAAUUUAUCUUUUAAUUGUAUAGUACUAUGACAUAAUAUAUUUUAUCUUGUACUUUAAAAGACUUUUAUCAAGAAGUAGGUAUCAUUAAAAGUGUUAUGACUUAAUGUACUGACUAAAUAUUUUUAAAGAACAUUUUAAUUUAAAAACAAAACCAGAAUACAUU
Molecule: messenger RNA, 1610 nt
Organism: Sipha flava (yellow sugarcane aphid)
Lineage: Eukaryota; Metazoa; Arthropoda; Insecta; Hemiptera; Aphididae
Gene: spz6
Exons: 8
Coding region: 83-1414 (443 amino acids)
Biological process (GO): regulation of Toll signaling pathway; innate immune response; central nervous system formation
Cellular component (GO): extracellular region
Molecular function (GO): growth factor activity; Toll binding
Source: RefSeq, a predicted model, not a curated record